Seriola aureovittata is the source of this 2173-nucleotide messenger RNA. RefSeq names its product cysteine-rich protein 2 (gene crip2). The record is from RefSeq and is a predicted model, not a curated record. NCBI's taxonomy places the organism in Eukaryota, Metazoa, Chordata, Actinopteri, Carangiformes, Carangidae. The transcript has 8 exons. The coding region runs from base 124 to 735 and encodes 203 amino acids.
GCUUCUGAGAGGGAAGCAGGACACUUGCCGUGGGAGAGAGAGCAACCAGAGGACGGAGAGAGAGUGGACGCCGCACCGGACAAACAAAACAGAUCACUUUCACUCGACACACAACAUCCCAACAUGGCUUCAAAGUGUCCCAAGUGUGAUAAGACGGUGUAUUUCGCUGAAAAGGUGUCAUCACUGGGGAAAGACUGGCACAAGUUGUGUCUCAAGUGCGACCGCUGCAACAAGCUUCUUAAUGCGGGAGGCCACGCUGAGCAUGAUGGAAGGCCCUACUGCCACAAACCGUGCUAUGCUGCCCUCUUUGGGCCAAAAGGUGUGAACAUUGGUGGAGCAGGCUCUUAUGUGUAUGACACUCCAGCCAACAGCAAUGCUACUGGUGUGGAUUCAGCCAGCAAGGCUGAGGAGAAGCGUGUGUACGCACCGAAGGCACCUUCGAAAGCUGGCAGCAUCACCACUUUUUCCGGAGAGGCCAACCUGUGUCCCCGCUGCAACAAGAAGGUGUAUUUUGCUGAGAAGGUGACAUCACUGGGCAAGGACUGGCAUCGACCCUGUCUGCGCUGUGAGAGGUGCAGCAAGACUCUAUCUGCUGGCAGCCACGCAGAGCAUGACGGCCAGCCCUACUGCCACAAGCCCUGCUAUGCCGUUCUCUUCGGGCCCAAAGGCGUGAACACUGGUGGUGUGGGCAGCUACAUCUAUGACAAGGAGCCCAGUGCAGUGACCCAGCCUUGAACCUUUGUCCCCUCAGCCUCAUCCCUCUUCUCUGCACAACACUGACCAUCAACCACAGUAUUAUUAUUUGUAGUCUUUUUUUUUUUUUUUUCUUCUUUUCCCCACCUGUGUGUUCAUACCUGAGACGACCAGCCUUCUGCUCCAGACCCCCACCCCCCCACCCCAUCUAUGCUGACCCGCUCCCAGCAGCUCAGAUGAAAUCAUUGAUUACAGAUGCUGCCUAGACAUGUGAUGUAUACUGUAUAUAUUUGCUCCAGGACGUCCCUCCCACAUGAUCGACUCUAUUCAUUAAAGAAUUUCAACUAUUUGUUUGUAAGUCAACACUUUAAGUGUCACUACAGUAAAACAUUAAGGUCUUAUAAUUCAAUUUUGCACCUAGAGAACAGUGAGAGGAUGUUUUGACAUAUUGUAUGUUAAAAAAAAUAAAUAAAUCAGAUGGAAAGUGAAUCUCAGGUUUGGAAAGGUGCGUUGUGCGGACAGCCAGAGGAAUUUCACCUCGGAGGCUGCUGCAUGCACAGGUGGUGCUCAGGAGGACCGUGUUGCCAAUACUAAAAAAGAAAAUAAUAAUAAUCUGCUGCCUGACAACAUUCCUUGUAUGAAAAAAGUGAGAUUUUGUUUAAAAAAAAAAAAAAAGUCAGAACACAUUGUAUAAAAAGGUGAGAACGUGGAUCUCUGAGGCGACUGUUGCAUGAUUUUCAACAUCCAUGAGGCUGUAUUGAGACUUUGUACUUUUGAGCAUAUAUUAAUAACUACUUUUAUGGCAGAAUCUGGAUUAUAAAAUAUGUUGCGCUAAUAAAUAACAUUUUGUCCCAGUUGUUUUAUACAGUACAAUACUAUUUUUGAAGCGUGGCAGAAUGUGGGUGAAGUUUUGGGAAGGUUGGGCUGUGAUUUGCCAGGGGGAGAAACAUGUAUUUAUUACUUCAAAUCAAGUCCUUUAAAUUUCAUUAGCCACUGUACUACUACCCUUUACGGGACUGAUUAUGAACGAGGUCAAAUGAGGUGAUGUAAGCUGUACAAUUCUCUACGAUCAAGAUUUUUAUUAUUUUCUAAUAAAUAACCCUGCUGUUAUUUUCCAAGAGAUGAUGCGCUAUUCGAAGUAUUAUAUUUUUUUGCCAUUAGCAGAAACAGUAGCUUAGCUUGUAGAAAGAGACGAGACACUGCAGACAAGUCAUUCUGUAAGAAUGUGCAUCUAGUAUUAUUGUAUGAUUGUUACUGUGUUUGUUCAUUACCUGUCGUACAUGGUAGGGCCUUGUAGACACUGCAGGGCUCACUGUUUGUAGAACUGAGACGCUGCACUUCAGCCCUGCUGUAUUCGUCUUUUUAAUCCCUCGAAUAAAUAUUUCACCAACUUUUCUUCUGUUACACUACGAUUAUUGUUUGGCAGAUUAUGAACUCCUCUCUCUGUUUAUGAAUUGCAAUAAACAAACAUUACAUGUGG